CGAGUACAGACUACACCGUCAACAAACUCGAGUGAGCAAGCGAGUGGGGACUGACAGCAUCCAUACAUCCCAGUUUACCAAAACACUCUGUCUGAGGACCCUCCAGAUCUACACAUUUACCUCAUAAACACCAUUAACACAAGGCUUGACUAAACAGGAAACUUCUGAGCACGAGUUUGACUUCCUGGUUGGCUACGCACUUCCUGAGUUGUUUGCGCCCUUUUGAGUCCUUUUUCCCCAAGAACGCAGAGACCGGAAGCUUUCUUUUCUUUUUCUCUCCUCCUGUGUAAAGACCACAAGCAGAGGCCAUCCACAUCAGAUCUGCUUUAAUAUCAACAGAUCUUCGAUUAAGGAGCUAAAGGUGCAGCAUCGUGAAAACAGCUCAACCAAGCACGUUCUCUGAAGAGAAAACGGUGUCAUGGAUGGGUCUGACUCUGGCAUUAAUUCAGGGACCUGCUUACAUCCCAAUACUAGGAAACACAAACAAAGGGAUGCACAGAGACAGAGUAUCGAAAAUCAGUCAGGAAAAGGACAAUGUGAUAAACACAUGCAGACACCAGACCGUAACUCAUUGGACCCACCACCCAAUUUUCAAGGAGAUAAAGAAGAUGAACCCAGCAGUUUAAAGGAAGACGUCACUUCAGAAAAACAUCAGAGGAGAAGAAAGAACGAACAAACAGAGGGAGAAGAAAACAUCAAUGAAAAGUUAAGGGAAACAGCAGAGGAGAACACACGACUUAAAAGACUGUUAAAGGAGAUGGAUAAAAAGAAAAGUGAAACAGAAGAGGAGAACACACGACUUGAGGGAUUGUUAAAGGAGACGGAUAAAAAGAAAAGUGAAACAGAAGAGGAGAACACACGACUUAAAAGACUGUUAAAGGAGACGGAUAAAAAGAAAAGUGAAACAGAAGAGGAGAACACACGACUUGAGGGAUUGUUAAAGGAGAUGGAUAAAAAGAAAAGUGAAACAGAAGAGGAGAACACACGACUUGAGGGAUUGUUAAAGGAGACGGAUAAAAAGAAAAGUGAAACAGAAGAGGAGAACACACGACUUGAGGGAUUGUUAAAGGAGAUGGAUAAAAAGAAAAGUGAAACAGAAGAGGAGAACACACGACUUGAGGGAUUGUUAAAGGAGACGGAUAAAAAGAAAAGUGAAACAGAAGAGGAGAACACACGACUUGAGGGAUUGUUAAAGGAGACGGAUAAAAAGAAAACUGAAACAGAAGAGGAGAACACACGACUUGAGGGAUUGUUAAAGGAGACGGAUAAAAAGAAAAGUGAAACAGAAGAGGAGAACACACGACUUGAGGGAUUGUUAAAGGAGAUGGAUAAAAAGAAAACUGAAAUAGAAGAGGAGAACACACGAUUUAAGAGGAAAAACAAUUAUUUAUUUGGGCUGAUCUUUGUGCUGGUUUUGGUUCUACCGUGUAUUGGAUUGCACUUAGCUUUCAAAGGGCAUGAGAUAAACCACCAUGAGCUUAGACUGAUGUUGGUGGGGAAAACUGGAGCAGGAAAGAGCGCAUCAGGAAACACCAUCCUUGGUGAAAAGGCCUUUAGAGUCGAAGCGUCUCCUGCAUCUGUGACUGCAAGCUGUAAAAAGAAGAACAAAAUCCUGGAUGGAAGAAACAUCACCAUAAUUGACACUCCUGGAGUCAUGGACACAUGGUUAAUAUCGAACAAAACCGCCCACCAUGCACAUGAAUGUAUCUCGAUGUCUUCUCUUGAUCCUCAUGUGUUCCUGCUGGUGAUCAGACUGGGAAGAUUCACGGUGGAGGAGAGCCAUGCUGUGAAGUGGAUUCAGGAGAACUUUGGAGAAGAAGCUCUGAAGUUCACCAUAAUUCUAUUCACUGGUGGAGAUCUGCUGGAAGGGAAAACGGUGGAGAACUUUAUCAGAAAUAGUUAUGAUCUCCAGAAUCUUGUAGACACCUGUGAAGGUAGAUAUCAUGUUUUUAACAACUAUGAACAAAAUAACCGCAUUCAAGUCAAAGAGUUGUUUGAAAAGAUAAAUGCAAUACUACACAAGAACAUGGGUUACUUUUACGUGACAGAGGUUUAUCAGAAGGUCCAGAGAAGCACCAGAGAAGAGGAUGAGAGGAAGAGAAUUAUUUUGCAAAAAGAAAUCAAAACACUAGAAGAGCAGAAGAGAGCUACAAUGGAGAAGCUGAUCAGAGAAGAAGAGAAAAUUAAAUUUGAACGGCUAGCAAAUGAGGUGAAAGAGGAGGUCCAGAGUCAGUGUAACAGUAAAGAGACAGAAAUCAGGCAGGAAGAGGAAUUAAAGAGGAAAAAUAUGGAAGAAGAGAUUAAAGCAGAGGAGAGGAGGAAGGUGAAUGAGAUGGCAUUGAAACUGAGAGAUGAGCAACAUGAGAACAAAAAUCUGAAGAAAGAGGUAGAAUAUAAAUAUAGUGAAUUUUUCUGGUUCACGGUCUCAAUGGGCGUGUUCUUAACAUUUAUUAUUAUUGUGGCUUUCUCUAAGAACAGGAGAUGGAUAAAAAGAAAAGGGAAACAGAAGAGGAGAACACACGACUUAAGACUGUUAAAGGAGACGGAUAAAAAGAAAAGUGAAACAGAAGAGGAGAACACAAGACUUGAGGGAUUGUUAAAGGAGACGGAUAAAAAGAAAAGUGAAACAGAAGAGGAGAACACACGACUUAGACUGUUAAAGGAGAUGGAUAAAAAGAAAACUGAAACAGAAGAGGAAAACACACGACUUAAAAGACUGUUAAAGGAGACGGAUAAAAAGAAAAGUGAAACAGAAGAGGAGAACACACGACUUGAGGGAUUGUUAAAGGAGAUGGAUAAAAAGAAAACUGAAAUAGAAGAGGAGAACACACGAUUUAAGAGGAAAAACAAUUAUUUAUUUGGGCUGAUCUUUGUGCUGGUUUUGGUUCUACUGUGUAUUGGAUUGCACUUAGCUUUCAAAGGGCAUGAGAUAAACCACCAUGAGCUUAGACUGAUGUUGGUGGGGAAAACUGGAGCAGGAAAGAGCGCAUCAGGAAACACCAUCCUUGGUGAAAAGGCCUUUAGAGUCGAAGCGUCUCCUGCAUCUGUGACUGCAAGCUGUAAAAAGAAGAACAAAAUCCUGGAUGGAAGAAACAUCACCAUAAUUGACACUCCUGGAGUCAUGGACACAUGGUUAAUAUCGAACAAAACCGCCCACCAUGCACAUGAAUGUAUCUCGAUGUCUUCUCUUGAUCCUCAUGUGUUCCUGCUGGUGAUCAGACUGGGAAGAUUCACGGUGGAGGAGAGCCAUGCUGUGAAGUGGAUUCAGGAGAACUUUGGAGAAGAAGCUCUGAAGUUCACCAUAAUUCUAUUCACUGGUGGAGAUCUGCUGGAAGGGAAACCGGUGGAGAACUUUAUCAGAAAUAGUUAUGAUCUCCAGAAUCUUGUAGACACCUGUGAAGGUAGAUAUCAUGUUUUUAACAACUAUGAACAAAAUAACCGCAUUCAAGUCAAAGAGUUGUUUGAAAAGAUAAAUGCAAUACUACACAAGAACAUGGGCUACUUUUACAUGACAGAGGUUUAUCAGAAGGUCCAGAGAAGCACCAGAGAAGAGGAUGAGAGGAAGAGAAUUAUUUUGCAAAAAGAAAUCAAAACACUAGAAGAGCAGAAGAGAGCUACAAUGGAGAAGCUGAUCAGAAAAGAAGAGAAAAUUAAAUUUGAACGGCUAGCAAAUGAGGUGAAAGAGGAGGUCCAGAGUCAGUGUAACAGUAAAGAGACAGAAAUCAGGCAGGACGAGGAAUUAAAGAGGAAAAAUAUGGAAGAAGAGAUAAAAGCAGAGGAGAGGAGAAAGGUGAAUGAGAUGGCAAUGAAACUGAGAGAUGAGCAACAUGAGAACAAAAAUCUGAAGAAAGAGGUAGAAUAUAAAUAUAGUGAAUUUUUCGGGUUCAUGGUCUCAAUGGGCGUGUUCUUAACAUUUAUUAUUAUUGUGGCUUGCUCUAAGAACAGUGACAGUGACCAAGGAUCCCUGCCCUCCUUUGAUGACCAUCAGUCCAUGGACACUCCCAACACUUUUAAAGGAAAUAUGUUCCUCCUUUCUAUUCGGAGAUGGAUAAAAAGAAAAGGGAAACAGAAGAGGAGAACACACGACUUAAGACUGUUAAAGGAGACGGAUAAAAAGAAAAGUGAAACAGAAGAGGAGAACACACGACUUGAGGGAUCGUUAAAGGAGAUGGAUAAAAAGAAAACUGAAAUAGAAGAGGAGAACACACGAUUUAAGAGGAAAAACAAUUAUUUAUUUGGGCUGAUCUUUGUGCUGGUUUUGGUUCUACCAUGUAUUGGAUUGCACUUAGCUUUCAAAGGGCAUGAGAUAAACCACCAUGAGCUUAGAUUGAUGUUGGUGGGGAAAACUGGAGCAGGAAAGAGCGCAUCAGGAAACACCAUCCUUGGUGAAAAGGCCUUUAGAGUCGAAGCGUCUCCUGCAUCUGUGACUGCAAGCUGUAAAAAGAAGAACAAAAUCCUGGAUGGAAGAAACAUCACCAUAAUUGACACUCCUGGAGUCAUGGACACAUGGUUAAUAUUGAACAAAACCGCCCACCAUGCACAUGAAUGUAUCUCGAUGUCUUCUCUUGAUCCUCAUGUGUUCCUGCUGGUGAUCAGACUGGGUAGAUUCACGGUGGAGGAGAGCCAUGCUGUGAAGUGGAUUCAGGAGAACUUUGGAGAAGAAGCUCUGAAGUUCACCAUAAUUCUAUUCACUGGUGGAGAUCUGCUGGAAGGGAAACCGGUGGAGAACUUUAUCAGAAAUAGUUAUGAUCUCCAGAAUCUUGUAGACACCUGUGAAGGUAGAUAUCAUGUUUUUAACAACUAUGAACAAAAUAACCGUAUUCAAGUCAAAGAGCUGUUUGAAAAGAUAAAUGCAAUACUACACAAGAACAUGGGUUACUUUUACAUGACAGAGGUUUAUCAGAAGGUCCAGACAAGCACCAGAGAAGAGGAUGAGAGGAAGAGAAUUAUUUUGCAAAAAGAAAUCAAAACACUAGAAGAGCAGAAGAGAGCUACAAUGGAGAAGCUGAUCAGAGAAGAAGAGAAAAUUAAAUUUGAACGGCUAGCAAAUGAGGUGAAAGAGGAGGUCCAGAGUCAGUGUAACAGUAAAGAGACAGAAAUCAGGCAGGAAGAGGAAUUAAAGAGGAAAAUAUGGAAGAAGAGAUGAAAGCAGAGGAGAGGAGGAAGGUGAAUGAGAUGGCAAAGAAACUGAGAGAUGAGCAACAUGAGAACAAAAAUCUAAAGAAAGAGGUAGAAGAUAAAUAUAGUGUAUUUUUCUGGUUCACGGUCUCAAUGGGCGUGUUCUUAACAUUUAUUAUUAUUGUGGUUUGCUGUAAGAAGAGAUUGGAGUUGAAGCAUUGGGAGAAUUUCAUAAAUAACCGGACCAAGGCAAGGCAAGGCAAGGCAAGGCAAGUUUAUUUCUAUAGCACAUUUCAUACACAGUGGCAGUUCAAUGUGCUUUACAGAAGUAAAAGCAAAACAGUAAACA
This is a messenger RNA of Neoarius graeffei (lesser salmon catfish), 5467 nucleotides long. RefSeq lists its product as uncharacterized. Bases 419 to 5146 code for a protein of 1575 amino acids. The record is from RefSeq and is a predicted model, not a curated record. NCBI's taxonomy places the organism in Eukaryota, Metazoa, Chordata, Actinopteri, Siluriformes, Ariidae. Gene Ontology annotation, molecular function: GTP binding. The transcript has 15 exons.